CAGCUUCCCAGCGGCCCAGGCCCAGUUACCAGAAAAAGCACCCGAAGAUGCUCAUAUGACAGAAGCCAUCUGGCUAGCAGUGUGUGAGAGAGUCCGAGGGAACUGAAUGUGGCUGCCCUAACAGCAGUGCAGUAGCUUAUUCUGUGCAACGUCUCCUGCUUUUCUCAAAGAGCUCCCGGGCCUUGCCUGGGGAUCCGAGUUCAGUCAUUGAAUCUCUUGUCUGCAUUGCCCAGCAGUUGAGUGAUCCGUUGUGCGUUUGUUUUCUAGGGGCUGGCAGGGCUCUGCACAGAACGAAGAGGUGACUCUCAGCCCUAGCCUGAUGCGCAGAGCUCUGAGUGCUUUGUGAUGAGCCCUUCUCGGAGGAGGGGACUACAGAAACCUUCCACUUGUGCACUCCUGGAGAACGAGCCCUCCCCUGUGUGUGGCUCUCCUAGGUCUGUGUGAGGGGAUCUCACUCCAAGAGGCUGCUGACGCAGCAGGGCUGUGCUGGGAGAAUGGUCUUUGCCCAGGUAGAAGCGAGCCCUGGGAAGUGCUGGCAGAAGGUGCUGUAUGAGAGGCAGCCCUUCCCAGAUAACUAUGUGGACCACCGGUUCCUGGAGGAGCUGCGGAAGAACAUCUACGCCCGCAAGUACCAGUAUUGGGCAGUGGUGUUUGAGUCCGGGGUGGUGAUUCAACAGCUGUGCAGCGUCUGCGUCUUCGUCGUCAUCUGGUGGUACAUGGACGAUGGACUGCUGACCCCACAGUGGCUGUUCGGGGCUGGGCUGGCCUCUUCCCUGAUUGGAUACAUCCUGUUUGAUGUCAUAGACUUGGGGAUGGGGAGGAAGGAGAGCGGUCGGACCCGGUGGGCGGACUUGAAGAGCACCCUGGUGUUCAUAGCUUUCACCUAUGGCUUCUCCCCGGUGCUGAAGACCCUGACGGAGUCAAUCAGCACGGACACCAUCUACGCCAUGUCAGUCCUCAUGCUCCUGGGGCACCUGAUCUUCUUCGACUAUGGGGCCAAUGCCGCCAUCGUCUCCAGCACGCUGUCCCUCAACAUGGCCAUCUUCGCCUCCGUGUGCCUGGCCUCCCGGCUGCCCCGCUCCCUGCACACUUUUGCCAUGGUCACCUUCGCCAUCCAGAUCUUUGCCCUGUGGCCCAUGCUGCAGAAGAAGCUCAAAGCGCGGACACCCUGCUGCUAUGUGGGGGUGACCCUGCUCUUCGCCCUGUCUGCGCUGGCUGGGCUUCUGACCAUCUCAGGCGUCGCUGCCCUUCUCUUUGCCCUUCUGCUGGUCUCCAUUUCAUGCCUGUGUCCUUACUGCCUCAUCCGGCUGCAGCUGCUCAAAGACAACAUCCAUGGGCCUUGGGAUGAAGCUGAAAUCAAGGACGACCUCUCCAGGUUCCUCAUGUAGACUCAUCUAGGACAUGUGGCAGGCAGGCAGGACCCCUACAGUGCUACCGGAACAAAAGCCUUCUGCCUUAGAGAUGACCUCCUGAGUGCCAGUGUUAUAAAAGAGUCUCUUCUCCCAGAGUGAGACAAACUGCUUGGUACAUACUAGGAACUUCCCUCUCCCCCCGCAAUGUAUAUGUGUAUCGCUCUCAUUCAUUAAUACUAGCUGAGCUCCCACCGCGGAAGUGUGGCGAGAGCACAGGUAGACAGAGGACUGCAGGCAAAUGCCAGCAUUUUAUCCACCAUGUCACAUGCUCAGAGCAGGUCUCCAUGACGUAUGUGGCACUUAAUACCAGCUAUAGGGCACGAGCAUCUUCUCCCCCCUAGCGCUGCUGUUGGCUCUGCUGCUUGGGGAACUGAAUUAAUGGUAGCAAUAGUGGGGAAUGUUUUAGCCAAAGUUUGCUGGUGUAGGUGAGGCCCACUGGAAUUGCUGGGUAUUUGGAGAGCAGCUUUCGAAAUCUCUUUGGCAAGCUGGACUUUCUGGCUAUUAAAAGCAUCCAAUCCCUCAAACCUCCCUGCCUUUGUCAUUCUUCUGUGAGACAGCCCAGCGGGAGCAGCACAUGGGGGGCAGCUGAUGGGGCAGGCAGAUCAGAUCCAGGGGCUGUAUUUUGUCUAAGGGCAGAGCUUUCAUUUCUUAGUUCAGAGGUGUCACCGCAGAAGCAGGAGUGUGGGGCAGGCGGGCAGAUCAGGAGUGGGAAUGCAGGAUACCUGACUGUGCAUUGGAAGGCCCUGUGUUUGCUCCCAUUCCAGUGUUACAUGGGAUUUCUAUGUGUAACUGUAACACAACCAGUGAAAAACUCAAGCAGAACACCCUGGCUUUAUCUCCCUGCAGCUUGCAAAGCUGUCGGGUCCGAUGUGUGUCCGGAAACACCCCCAGGUUCUUAUUGUGAUGGCAUCUUUCCUUCUCAGGCUGAUGUAGCGCUGGGUAUUUCCACCAACAGACAGGCACAAGCAGAGGAAGGGG
Messenger RNA from Mauremys mutica (yellowpond turtle), 2390 nucleotides. It is a transcript of the gene PIGC, whose product is annotated as phosphatidylinositol glycan anchor biosynthesis class C. Gene Ontology annotation, biological process: GPI anchor biosynthetic process. The transcript is spliced from 2 exons. The coding region runs from base 495 to 1388 and encodes 297 amino acids. Gene Ontology annotation, cellular component: membrane; glycosylphosphatidylinositol-N-acetylglucosaminyltransferase (GPI-GnT) complex. Lineage: Eukaryota; Metazoa; Chordata; Testudines; Geoemydidae. The record is from RefSeq and is a predicted model, not a curated record.